Messenger RNA from Racocetra fulgida, 159 nucleotides. The record is from the annotation of a GenBank genome assembly. NCBI's taxonomy places the organism in Eukaryota, Fungi, Glomeromycota, Glomeromycetes, Diversisporales, Gigasporaceae.
AUGCUAGCUUUGAACCCAAAAUUCACUCAACCCACGCCAAAACUUAUUCAAAAAUACGAUUUUGAUCAGCAUGGUGAUGGAAUUUUAUUAGCCGAAGCUGUUUUUCAAAAUAAAUUUUUGGCUUCAUUAGAUAUAAACUUCGAAAGAAGGCUGCACUGA